Messenger RNA from Aspergillus melleus, 720 nucleotides. Its product is annotated as CWF19 family protein. The record is from RefSeq and is a predicted model, not a curated record. The transcript has a single exon. Gene Ontology annotation, cellular component: post-mRNA release spliceosomal complex. The coding region runs from base 1 to 720 and encodes 239 amino acids. Gene Ontology annotation, biological process: mRNA splicing, via spliceosome. Lineage: Eukaryota; Fungi; Ascomycota; Eurotiomycetes; Eurotiales; Aspergillaceae.
AUGAAUCGGAUCCUCGACAACUGUCCCCUCUGUCACCAUGAAGAUACCAACACCCCUCCGAUUGCCCCCGUGGUGUCGUUGGCGACACGGGUCUAUAUGACGCUCCCAACCGAACCGGAGCUCAACGACGGCUGUGCCACCAUAGUCCCCAUUCAACACCGAACGAACCUCCUAGAAUGCGAUGACGAUGAAUGGGAGGAGAUCCGCAACUUCAUGAAGAGCUUGACCCGCAUGUAUCAUGAGCAAGGCCGCGAUGUCAUCUUCUACGAGAAUGCGGCCCAGCCUCAUCGAAAGAGACACGCGGCCAUGGAGGUUGUCCCAUUACCCUACAGCCUCGGAGAGACGUCUCCCGCCUUCUUCAAGGAGGCCAUUCUCUCCGCAGACUCCGAAUGGACUCAGCAUCGGAAGUUAAUCGACACGGCAGCCAAGGCCAAACAAGGGCUCGGUCGGUCUGCGUUCCGACGUACUCUGGUCAAGGAGAUGCCUUAUUUCCACGUCUGGUUUGAGCUGGAUGGAGGGCUGGGCCACGUCGUGGAGGACGAGAGCCGAUGGCCUAAAGGAGACCUGUUCGCCCGCGAGGUGAUCGGAGGCAUGCUGGACGUGGGCCCGGAGGUGAUCAAGCGACAGGGGCGCUGGCACCGGGGAGGAGACCGACGUGUUGACGGAUUUAAAAAGCGGUGGAGGAAGUUUGACUGGACGAGGGUUUUGGUCGAGGGGUGA